AUGGAGGACUUGAAAGACCCCAUCAGGUUUUUCCACAAAUCUUCUUUCAGCAUCAGCAGCCUCCUGCUCCGACGAGAGGGAGUGAUGACUGACAGUGGCGCCGUGGCAGAGGUGCCUCCCUCCCGCAGCGCCAAGAGCCGACCUCAUUUACUGCCGGGACAGGCAGGCAGAGAACUUUGCGCUCGCCGUGCGGAAUAUAACAUCGAUUACAAGAAGUGCAAUGACAAAAAGACGCGCACGGUGACGGAGGAGUCGGUCGGCUGCGAAGGAGGGAGAGGGAGAGGCAAAAGUGUCGAAGGGAGUGAGGAAGAGAGAGAGGACAAGGCCGACGGUGAUGGAGAGAGGAAAACCAAGUAUGACAAACCUCCGUUCAGCUACAAUGCGCUGAUAAUGAUGGCGAUCCGCCAAAGUCCGGAGCGACGGCUGACGCUCAGUGGCAUUUAUGAGUUCAUUAUGGGCAACUUCCCCUACUACCGAGACAAUAAACAGGGCUGGCAAAACUCAAUCCGCCACAAUCUGAGUCUCAACAAGUGCUUCGUCAAAGUGCCCCGGCACUAUGACGACCCUGGCAAAGGCAACUAUUGGAUGCUCGAUCCUUCCAGCGACGACGUGUUUAUCGGCGGCACAACUGGGAAACUACGUCGCCGGUCCACUGCAGCAUCCAGAGCGAAACUUGCCAUAAAAAGGGGCACUCGUCUAGGGUCUGCAACCGCAGCUGGGCUCGCCUUCACUGGGCCUUUUUAUUGGCCCGUGGCGCCUUUCGUUACGAUCCAACACACGCCGCAGUCACACCCUGGCUCGGCACUUGGGUAUAGCUCCUCAUACUUCGGGUCCCAUCACACUAACUAUGCCUCCACCGUGUUAUCCCAGACCUCGCAUCACGUCAGUGCGGCGGCGGCAGGGGCCGACCGCCUGUUGCAGCAAGUCACCCAGGAGACUCCGUUCUUCGGGGCGAGCGGCGGCCUCCCUCGUCGCCACCAGAUGACUUCGUCUGCUUCGUUCGCCUCGUCCCCGCUGCCUUGCGCCUUGUCUCUCCAAGCUCCGUCUUUUAACCUGUUUCCCGGCCAGGCCAGUUAUUAUUACUCGCACCAAAUACCCCAUCCGACGGCUAUCAGCGCACUGUCCCAGGAAGAGGCCUCACCUCCGAGAGCCUCUUCUGUCGGCCACUUUGUGCCUGGAAGGAACGGAUCAUCGGAUUACAUUGGGAGCCUGUGUGCUGAGUUUCCUAAUUAUUUUCCCCCAAACAAUCAUACAGGUUCUCUCAAUGCCAUCCGGCCAUAAAUGCAAAGGAUGCCUCUUUUAAUUUAUUCAUUACAAAUUAAAACAUUCUUUAUUCUUUGUAUUGGACUAGGUAUAUAUCAUAGCUAUGUUUUGUGGUUGUUUGUUUUUUUUUUUUUUAAUAUUUUGAAAAUAUGCUUUAAUAUGUUUCAGUUGCUACUUGUGUGGCACAACAGCCA
This is a messenger RNA of Conger conger (European conger), 1457 nucleotides long. It is a transcript of the gene foxg1c, whose product is annotated as forkhead box G1c. Gene Ontology annotation, biological process: regulation of transcription by RNA polymerase II. Bases 1 to 1281 code for a protein of 426 amino acids. Gene Ontology annotation, molecular function: DNA-binding transcription factor activity; sequence-specific double-stranded DNA binding. Gene Ontology annotation, cellular component: nucleus. NCBI's taxonomy places the organism in Eukaryota, Metazoa, Chordata, Actinopteri, Anguilliformes, Congridae. The transcript has a single exon. The record is from RefSeq and is a predicted model, not a curated record.